AUGAACAACAACAACAACAGAGGAAGGUAUCCUCCUGGGAUUGGUGCUGGUCGUGGUGCCGUUAACCCUAACCCUAAUUUCCAGUCUCGGCCUGGUUAUCAACAGCAGCCGCCGCCACAAUACGUUCAGCGAGGCGGUUACGCUCAGCAACAACAGUUUCAGCAAGCGACGUCUCAGCAGCCGCAUCGAUACCAACAGCAACCACAACAACAACAAUGGCUAAGAAGACCACCACAGAUCUCUGGCGGUAGUAGUAACGGUGAUGCUGUUGCAGAAGUUGAGAAAACUGUUCUGUCCGAAGCUAUCGACACAAAUUCGGAAGAUUGGAAAGCUAGGCUAAAACUACCUGCACCUGACACUCGCUACAGAACUGAGGAUGUGACUGCCACUAAGGGAAACGAGUUUGAAGACUAUUUUCUGAAACGAGAGCUUCUUAUGGGAAUCUAUGAGAAGGGUUUUGAGAGACCUUCUCCAAUUCAAGAAGAGAGUAUCCCAAUCGCCUUAACUGGUAGAGAUAUCCUUGCCCGAGCUAAGAACGGCACUGGCAAGACAGCUGCCUUUUGUAUUCCUGUCUUGGAAAAAAUUGACCAAGAUAACAACGUUAUUCAAGCUGUGAUAAUUGUUCCAACUCGAGAGUUAGCCCUUCAGACAUCACAGGUGUGUAAGGAGCUGGGGAAGCAUUUGAAGAUUCAAGUCAUGGUGACCACUGGAGGCACCAGUCUCAAAGAUGAUAUCAUGCGUUUGUAUCAGCCCGUCCAUUUACUGGUAGGAACUCCUGGGAGGAUUCUGGAUCUCACCAAGAAAGGUGUUUGUGUUUUGAAAGAUUGUUCUGUGUUCGCUAUGGAUGAGGCUGAUAAGCUUUUAUCUCAAGAGUUCCAACCUUCAGUGGAACAUUUGAUCAGCUUUCUUCCUGAAAAUCGUCAGAUUUUGAUGUUCUCAGCCACAUUUCCUGUCACCGUCAAGUAUUUUAAGGAUCGAUUUUUGACGAAUCCUUACAUCAUUAAUCUCAUGGAUGAACUCACGCUCAAGGGUAUUACCCAAUUCUAUGCUUUUGUUGAAGAACGACAGAAAAUUCAUUGCUUGAAUACACUUUUCUCCAAGCUACAAAUUAACCAAUCGAUCAUAUUCUGCAAUUCUGUGAACCGUGUGGAGCUCUUAGCUAAGAAAAUUACAGAACUUGGAUAUUCUUGCUUUUACAUUCAUGCAAAGAUGCUUCAAGACCACCGAAACAGAGUGUUCCAUGACUUCCGCAAUGGUGCAUGCCGGAAUCUUGUGUGUACUGACCUGUUCACUCGUGGUAUUGACAUUCAAGCAGUCAAUGUGGUGAUAAACUUUGAUUUCCCAAAGACUGCAGAAACUUAUCUCCAUAGGGUUGGUCGAUCAGGAAGGUUUGGCCAUCUUGGUUUAGCUGUGAAUCUUAUCACCUAUGAAGACCGCUUUAACCUUUACCGGAUUGAGCAAGAGCUUGGAACGGAGAUCAAGCAAAUUCCUCCACAUAUCGAUCAGGCAAUUUAUUGCCAAUAACUAAGGGCUGGCCGCCUUAGUCUGCUAUCAGGUGUCUCAGUAAUAAGUGGUUGGUUGAAGCAAUGGGAAGAGAGUAGUUUGUGUUUAUCUAGCCAUGGCAGGGCAACCACAACCCAAAAAAAGUCUUCUCAUUCUGCCUUUUACCACCAAAAUGUUUAUGUGUGCGUCAUUUGAGUUUCCCUUUUUUUAUAAGAUUCAACUACAUAUAGACAAAGGCCUAGAAGGUUUGAAAUUCUGGGUAGUAGUGGAAGUGAAGUUUUUAUUAAAAAUAAUUAGGUUUGACAAGUUGUUUGAUGCUAUGUCUCUUUCUUCGUCGUAGACUGAUCAGUGGUUUCACUGUUGUGAUGCGUCUUUCAUGAAGCUGUACUUUCGUGGGUCUUUAAUAAUAAGUCUUUGCAUUGUUUUGUGCACAUUUUGGUAUGUGGACAAUUAUUUCAGCACUCUUUUGUACCAUGAAACACACGCAUAAUUAUACAAGUAAUGACAUAGGAGAGGGGGAGAUGGGUGAUAAUCUGUUAACUGCAGAUGUCAGAAGCAGCUGAAAGAUGACU
Eruca vesicaria subsp. sativa (arugula) is the source of this 2075-nucleotide messenger RNA. NCBI's taxonomy places the organism in Eukaryota, Viridiplantae, Streptophyta, Magnoliopsida, Brassicales, Brassicaceae. The record is from the annotation of a GenBank genome assembly.